This is a messenger RNA of Phacochoerus africanus (Common warthog), 3098 nucleotides long. Its product is annotated as cytochrome b5. Gene Ontology annotation, cellular component: intracellular membrane-bounded organelle; mitochondrial outer membrane. The record is from RefSeq and is a predicted model, not a curated record. NCBI's taxonomy places the organism in Eukaryota, Metazoa, Chordata, Mammalia, Artiodactyla, Suidae. Gene Ontology annotation, molecular function: heme binding. The transcript has 5 exons. Bases 142 to 546 code for a protein of 134 amino acids.
CCCCUCUCCUCUGUCUGCCGCCCAGCCCAGUUGGGGAGCUGGGACCAGGGGAAUGUCCCGGCCCGAGUUCGCUAGGACUCCCACUCUGUUCCGCUCAUCUCUGCCGCUGUCAGCAGGGCCUGAGGUUCGCCGCGUUACGAAAUGGCCGAACAGUCGGACAAAGCCGUGAAGUAUUACACCCUGGAAGAGAUCCAGAAGCACAACAACAGCAAGAGCACCUGGCUAAUCCUGCACCACAAAGUGUACGAUUUGACCAAAUUUUUGGAGGAGCAUCCUGGUGGGGAAGAAGUCUUAAGGGAACAAGCUGGAGGUGAUGCUACUGAAAAUUUUGAGGAUGUUGGACACUCCACAGAUGCUCGAGAGUUGUCCAAAACGUUCAUCAUUGGGGAGCUGCAUCCGGAUGACAGAUCAAAGAUUGCCAAGCCUUCGGAAACUCUUAUUACCACUGUUGAAUCUAAUUCCAGCUGGUGGACCAACUGGGUGAUCCCAGCCAUCUCAGCACUGGUUGUAUCCCUGAUGUAUCACUUCUACACAUCGGAAAACUAAAAACAUUCUCUCAGAAGCCAAUGGAAGAAAAGACUGCUCUGGUCCAGGGAGAAAGAAGCUACCAUUAACUGCGUUGAUUGACAGAAUACUUCACUGGAAAAUAAUUUCAGUAUACCUGUUUCCUUUUCCUCCUGCAUUAGUCACAAAACAAAUCAAAAAGCACUGUUCUAUUCUUUCUACUUUUCAACUUUUAGAGUGUGCCUUUUUAUUCAUCAGCUUUGUUUUGAUGUUCCAUCACUACAUCAUUUGCUUAGUGUGGGCACAAUCUUUUAAAACCUAUCACAUUUGCCUGUCUCUUUGGUGUAUAACUGUCUGUAACGUUUGAAAUCUGAUUAUUUGGCAGUCAUUUAAUAUGCUGAUCACUCAGACCUGCGUUGUCUGUCUCGUGCGAGGAGGGGCAUCCUUGAGUCUCUUACUCUGCUGUUUCAUCUAAUUGAAUAAUCAGGUACUACAUGUUUCCAAUGUAGUUUUUCCCCCCAAGGGAAAUAUGAAAAGCCCAGAAAUAAUAGCUUAAAUAUUUCCAAUAGUUGUUCUACUUGAAAAGUUGAAUAGAUGAUAAAAACGAAAAAUGCCCUAUAGGACAGAGAAAAGAGACUCCAUCUCUUUGAUUAAAAAACACUAGCAACAUCAAAAAAAGCCUGUGACUCGUGAGAGAACAUUACCACUGUCCUUUCUCUCAGCUUAAAAGAUGUCAUUCCAAAGAGGUUCUCGGUUACAAAGGUUCUAAAGUUUUACAGAUUCCUCCUUCAGAGGUGAAAACUGUUUAUGUGCUCCUGUAAGGAAAUGCUGAUUCUCUAAUUUGAAAGACAUUGGCACAUUUGGAAUCUGAUUUUUGAAGAAAUUUAGCUUCUGGUGAUGGGCCAUAAGGAACUCUGGUGUGGCUCCAGUGGACUGACUCAUCAUCUGUCUUCAUUUUUCUCAGCCUCAUGCUUUUUUUCUUUAAAUAUGGAAACUUGAGAGAUGAUUUUAUAGAGUUGAAGUACUUCAUAGUUAGCAAUGAUUGUCCAUUGGCGUGCUAGAUGAUUGAUGAGCCAUGGAGUUCUAGAGAAAUAACACAUUGGAAAGGAAUUUUUCUAAAUAACAGAGCAUCAUAGAUUUUUAUAAUCAAUGACGUAUAUCACCCUCUGCCUGGAAGUUAGAGUGAAGUUGGAGGGCGGUGGAGCAGGUGGCUGUGUCGUGUGGGAAAAUGCCUGGCAGAGGAAUCCUUUGUUCAGAUUUUAAUAAACAUAUAUCUGAAACAAAAUACUCCUUUUGUGGUGGAUUUGGCUCCGACACACAUCCCUCUGCAUUCUGUUACAUCUACAGACAAGUCAGCCGGCUCUGCUGUAGUACACUGUCAUGACUGUCAUGAUGGAUAUGUCAGUCACUAACUAAAAAUGACUCCCGAGACCUCCUUCAUUCUGCUUUUUGAUGCUGUUGUAUCAAGGAUUUCCACAUAAAGUUCCACAGUUCUUUCUCUGGGAAACUCAGUCGGUUCACUACUCCAGAUGUGAUUUUUUAGCGUCAUUAUGAAAGAUGUGUCUGGGAAAUGGUACAACCAAAGGGUUUAAGGCAAGAAGUUAGUGCCAUGGUGAGCGCACCUGCAUUUGUUCUCCCCCCCACCCUCACCCAAGCCCCACAGACAGGAGGGGCUCCUUGGGUUCUUGUGAGGCUUGAAAUGAAAUGACCACCACACCCACACUCCUCUGAGCAGCCCACACGUGUAGCCGAUGUUUGCAUCUGGAUCUCGUAGAGGAAAGCUUGCUUUCCAUGAGUGUCUUAGAGGCUGACCUAGCCUCCAGACUCAUCUUGCUCUGCUCUGGCUGCACUUGUGUUCACGGUCACCUUAUCUGGAGCCCAGUUUGGCCCAUAUCAGGGUGGGGAUCUGUGGUCCUUGGGAUAGUACAGAGUUACCUUAGAGGUCAGGGUCCACUGCAGUGCCAUCCACAUUAGCGAAGGCAGGCUUCCACGUUGUCCCUACUCUCAGCGAGCCUUACCGUAUAAGGAGGAGCGGGCAUGGAAGUGAGGACAUAUGGUGGGGAUGGGGCUGAACCUCUGUAUCUGCUCUGUUCAGUUGCUCAAUGGCUGGGCAGACUGGGGAAGAAGCCACAGGAGAGGAAAGUGUUUUAUGCAGGAAGCCUGGAGUAAAAAUUUGAGAAACAACGAAAAGGAUACCAGGGAGUCACAUAGUGAGUGGGGGAGGGGAGGAGCGGCUCCAUCUGGAGGCAUGUUUUGCAGUCAAUCAACAGAUGAUUGUGAAUUUGAGAGAUCACAAAAUCAUUAUGUAAAUUCUAAAACAAAUGCCAGUCUUAUUUGUUUUUUGAUUGUCAAAUGUGAACAUUUCCAUCAAGAUAGAAAACAAAUUUCCAAGUUGUGGGUGGGAAUGAUGCAUUUGCCUAAGAAAGUCCUAAAAAAAUGGAGAAAAUAGUAACAGUUGUGUUCCUGCUUCUCUCUACCGGCCUCAGGCCCAGGUAUUUUCCUAGUCUCUCCUUUUUCUGACUGAGGCUGAUGAUGUAGAGUCCCAAGUCAUGAAAUUCACUGUGAACCAAAUAAAGCCUAUGUGAAGUCUGGAA